Paraglomus occultum is the source of this 1431-nucleotide messenger RNA. The record is from the annotation of a GenBank genome assembly. NCBI's taxonomy places the organism in Eukaryota, Fungi, Glomeromycota, Glomeromycetes, Paraglomerales, Paraglomeraceae.
AUGUACUCGAUAUUUCAGAUAGCGAGUUUGGCUGUUACGACCCCGGGUCGACUUUGUGGGAUUACGGUAUGGGGGUGGGUGUUCACAAGUCUGCUGUCGAUAUUCCUUACCAAUUGUAUCGCCAUCAAUCUACUAGCUGUGUUCGUGCACGAAUAUAGAGGAAGAUAUAAUUUGGAAAAGUAUUACGUUCCGAUUUCUUUUAUUUUGGCACUUACAUUGUCGUUAGUACCAGUUUCAGUGGACAUGUAUGGGUGGGACGAGCCAGAAUCUGUAUGCUGGUUUCGUGGCUCAGGCGAAAGGUUCAAUAUCAUGUGGCAAUGGUCAACUCUCUUUGCAUGGCAACUACUUUCAGUUGUAUAUUGUAUAUUUGUCGUCAUUGCCGUCAUGGUUAAGUUAAAGUCUGCCAAGCACAAGUUGGCAAACACUUCGCAAAAAUCCCAGGCCAACCAAUCGGCGGCUAAUAAACUAAAUUCGGUCAUAAAACAAAAAAAUUUCAUUCUAGUCGUAGUGAGAAAAGUAAUGUGCUAUCCACUUGUGCCAAUUAUUACACAAACACCCAACUUCCUAGUAGAGACAUUGGCAUAUACCGAUCGAAAAGUUAACUACGAGUUGCUUCUGAUGACCUACGUAUGUUCAAGUAUACAAGGUAUUCUGGAUGCGCUUGUAUUUUCUCAGGAUGUUGCUGUGGCGAAAAGUCUUGAUAACCUUAGUAUCUAUUUUUGGAAAAAAUACAUAAAUCCAUACGAAGAACAAUAUCCACACAAGUCACACAAUAAGGCGAUCGCACCGACACGCAAAAAUACAUUAGAAUUGAAACCACCGGUUACAUCUGAAUCAUAUACAAAUUCAAGCUCACCGAUUAUCGAAGUGAAAGACGAUUAUCAAAGCCAACCCAACUUUUUGGAAUGGUUAAGGUACAAUUUGAUCAUCAAAAUUUUUAUGGCGCCAACCUGUGAAGCGGUUGAGAAUACGAAAACAUCGGAAAAAAGUCCCGAGACAUCGCAACAUGAAAUGCAAGCUCUUCAACAAGACAGAUUAGAGACACUCGCCACAGAAUGUUGCGACGACGAUGUAACAGACGAUGAUCACUUAAAGAACAAACAGUCGAUAUCAUCUUUGAAAUCUUCCUCAACUACUUUAAGCUUUGCUGGCGACAUAUCCAACGAGACAACCGCAAAUGGCCUUUUAUCCGGAACUCAACUACAUCCACAGUCCGCAUUAUCGCAUUCUCAAUUCGCGUAUGUUGGUCUACAUCGGCGCUCAACUUCAACUCCUUGGGACUCUAUUGGAAAUGAGAAUCCAAUGCCAGUGUCCAUAGUAGAAAACUUUGUAUCGUCAUCAGUACAUAUCCGGAUAGAGAGUGAAGCAAGUUCGGUUGAGCGUAAUGAGAGAGAACAAAGAGAGCUUGAGUGUAUUGUAAAGAAACUGUAA